Messenger RNA from Amoebophrya sp. A120, 3542 nucleotides. NCBI's taxonomy places the organism in Eukaryota, Dinophyceae, Syndiniales, Amoebophryaceae. The record is from the annotation of a GenBank genome assembly.
AAGCUAUCUGCGUGCUGCGAAAAGACUCAGUCAAAGUCUUUGGAAGCGGUCUUGUAGUUGCAGCUUAAUACAAAGCCACAGUAUGCAGCCCAUCGCUAUGCCUCUCUGUCUCUAGUCGCUUCGAAAUAAUUAGACGCAAAAUUAUGCCUUCGUCUCUUUCCACCCCCGCCUGCGUGGUCCGCCUCCCGACCGCGGAGCGAAACGCAAAAAAGAUGCUGGACAAGUGCAAGAAACUCGACCUGAACUUCCGUCCGCACGUCAAGACGCACAAAACGUUGGAGGGCGCUUUAUGGCGUUCUCAAACGUUACAUUCUCAACUGUUACAUGGAUUUGUAUUGCAAAAACAGCAACAGUGAAAGUGCCAAUAUUGCAGCUUUCGCAUCACAGAUUUUCCACAGAUCAUCAUGCUGUUUAGCCCUUCGAAGGUUUGUCAUGCUAAGCACCUUGAUCAAGUGGAGGCUAAUGGCAAUUGUGCAUGACAAAUCCGUGUAACAGUUGAGAAUGUAACAGCUGAGACCGCCAUACGCUUUGCUGCAAACCGGAGGGAAGAGAUCCACGAUCAUCGUGUCAACGUUGCAGGAAUUGGAUUUCUACGUGAAUAGGCACAACUUCACGGACGUGAUCUACGCGAUUCCUUUUCCGGUUUCCAAGGUGAAAAGCGAGAUUCUGCAGCCGUUUUUGUUUUCAAAAUCUUCGAAGGAAGUACUACCAGACAAGGGGGAAUCAAGUUCAUCACCAAAGAGGCGGAAGAAGGACGAGGUUAAUAAUACGGAACAGCAAAAAACACCGGAGGAGAAGGUUGUGCACUUCCUAAUCGAUCACGUGCAGCAAGCGGAGUUUUUGGUGAAAAAAGCGAAGAUAACGAAGAAGCUGUCCGUCUAUGUUAUGGUCGGGGGAAGAUCAUCUACAGCUUCACAGCAAGAAGCAUCAUCAAAGAGAAAGAGCGGCAGUACUGUUGCUGCCAAGAAACCAAAUCAAGACCACCUCGAACAACAACAUCAGCCACUGCAGAUGCACCAGGCUGGGUUAAACCCGGAGGGAGAAGAGGCAUUGGAUCUGAUGCGAUUUCUACUGGCAAACCCAAAAUCCUUCACACUACACGGGAUCUACAUCCACGCAGCCCCGGCGUACAGCUGUCAAACGCAGAAGGAGUGCGUCGAGGCGUUUGUCGAGGAAGCAACGACUGCCGUGGAGUUUGCCAAGCGGGUGUACGAAACUUGUGACCAAUUCGAAUUCCCCGAAAUCACCAUCGGCAGCACGCCCAGCUGCAGUUUCGAGAUUCCGAAUAGGUAUCUACCGCUACAAGGGAAAACAUUUUUACCAACGGCGAUCAGUCGGAUAAAUCCGAACUACAAGCCGAAAGUGUUUAAACUGACGGAGCUCCAUUGCGGGAACUACCUAUUGUGAGGAAAAAUUAUUCCCCCUCCCCAUACCGAAAAGGAAAUUUGUGAUGCUGAUAUGUGGUUGCAAAUCAGAUUUGUCUUGCAGAAAGUGCCUGGCGGUAUUUAUUUCCAAGCCUGUUCGGGUAUGCAGAAGGCUAGCAAUUAGGCAUAGCAAACAGGUUUGCAGUAGUCGAAAGCUCAUGACAGACGGGGUUUAGAAUGCGCCACAGGGCUCCUGUUGCCCUGUCGGCAAGACAAAAGUGAUUUGUGGCCACAAAUCAGCAUCACAGAUUUCCAGUUUGAUAUGGGGAGGGGGGGAUUUUUCACUUUGAUCCUACCUCUUUUUCGACCAGAUGCAGGUAUCAAAUGUAAAAAUGUCUGGGUCUGGAAGAAUGGAAGGCUUGUCAUGCUUGUCUGGCAUGACCCAUGAUGCUUGUAAUGCAUGACCCAGCAUCACAGAUUUUUGGAAAGCUUCCUGAUGCCACUUCCGCAUGACAAAUGCCCUCCUCGCCUAGCACAAAUGUGGCUCCUCUUGCUGGUCAUGCAAUACAGAUUUUUUUAGAGUCCAAAGUUAGCAUCACAAGUUCCAACUUUCCAGACCCAGACAUUUUUACAUUUGAUAGCAGGCGGAUUUGAUCAAAAGCUGCGACAUUUCCGAUAUUGUGAGGCAAAAUCCCUCCUCCCCAUAUUGGAAACGCAUCCGUCUGAAAAUUUGUGAUGCAGAUUUGUGACCACAAAUCGCGUCUGUCUUGCAGGAAGGCAAGUUCAGGCUGUGCGCCACGUUAUGCAGGCGCUUGGUAAUGCUGGAAGGCCAACAGGGCGGCCGUCUACCAUGCUAGGCGCCUACACCAAAAGGCCCCUGCCUAGGCUUACGAUCCGCGUGCAGUCCUCUACUGCAACACAGACUUGAUUUGUGUAUCCAAAUCCAGCAUCAGAAACUUCGUCUCGAUAUGGGGAGGGGGGAUUUUUCCUUUUGAUAUCUGACGUUGCGUGUUUUGUGAAAGCGACGGUGAUAUCGAUUUACGAAGAGAAACUCCUGAUCGACUGCGGUUGGACGGGCAUGUCCGCGCAAUAUGAAUCGCAAAAAUGUCUGGGUCUGGAAGAUUGCAACUUGUCAUGCUAAAUCUGAAUGAUGCAGAAAUCUGUGUUGCGUGAGUACCAAAAGCUGUCCACUUUUGACCAAGUUGGAACGGAGUUUCUCAUGCAGAAUAGGCAUGGCAGAGACCUCGCAGAGUCUGUCAUGCUAAGUCCCGCAUUCCAGACCUCAUGGGUCAUGCAAACCCUGCAUGACGUGUCCUAAAAUCUUCCAGACCCAGACAUUUUUGCGAUUGAUACGCAGGGGGCGGAAGUGAAUUACGGCAGAAUUCUGUCGCACCCGGAGUUGAAAAUCAAGAGCCUCAAGUAUCAAAGUGAAAAAUCCCCCCUCCCCAUAUCAAAGCCGAAAUCUGUGAUGCGAAAUUUGUGUACACAAAUCCAAUCUGUCUAGCAGUAGAGGACUGCAGGCAGAUGCAGCGACUGAGUAGGGGCGUUUUGCUGUAGGCACCUAGCAAGGCAGGCAUGUCUUCUGUAGGCGAUCCAGCAUCACAAAGCGCCUGCGAAACGCGGCUGAUUCUCUGGCUUUCCCCUCUGGCAAUAAAGGGACGAUCUGUGGUCACAAAUCAGCAUCACAAGUUUUCAGUAGUGCCGCUUUUUGGUAUGGGGAGGGGGGAUUGUUCCUCACAAUAUCAAGCAGGAGACGGGGGAAGUGGUGGUGAAGGACGAGGAAGGCGGGGGAAAAAAAGCUCCUAGAAGUAUGAAAAUAAAUCUAGCCGCAAAGUACCCAGUGGGGACCGUGAUCACCAUCGCGCCGUUCCAUUCCUGCGCGGCGUGUCAUCAGUAUCGAAGUUUGGUUGUCGAGGACGCGAAAGAAAACAUCGUUGCAACCUGGGAAAGGUGCAGUGGGCACGGGUGAAGAUGUUGAGGGCAUACAGGGAUAGUGAAAUAGAAAAUUGGCGAUGCGUUACUGUUUCUGACUGAGAAGUGCAUCUCCAUUCAAGGUGUCAUGUCGAUGCUCUCAUAAUUCAACUCAUGCUUACCCGACGGACGUAUCACUAUCAUUGCCAUGUACAGCCCAAUAAAAUCUUCGAAACUACUAAAUUUUGCGAUGAUGCGAAUCUGGCC